AAAUAACGUUAACAACAACACACCGACCAUGAAUGCAGGUGAUAGAAGUCUACUUCCGGACCGUGAUCACGUGUGUACACGCGCACGCGCACGCGCACGCUCGUACUUAACCUUUAGCUCGUUAUUCUUUCGUAUCUAAAACGAGAAGCUUCAGCAAAGUCCAUCGGUUAUUGACCUUGAUCUGUGGUCAAAAAUGUGCGAGAGUCCACACUGGAGAUUCGGGUUCCUGGUAUAAGGGGGGUGCCUGAAUGAGUGAGAACACGAUUUUGCCACAUUCAGGGUACUCCUCUUGUAAAAGAUCACUAGAUGUUCAGCGCAAGCAGACUCGUAUUCCCGACCGCUCAGGCACCCCCCUUGUGACAAAGUUAGGUAGGGUAAGGCUCAUGCAAGCUAAGCUUGUGAACGCCAUCUCCGUGCCCACUCCUUCGGGCUGCGCAUCUCGGCGGACCACAUCUCGACAACAUCUAGCAUGCUAAUCAUCGUACCCAUGAUCGGAAAAGCAAGAGGCGUGAAGCUGGGAAUCCUGGUCAUGGGCAGCCACAAACGUGAAAACAGACGGUUGCAGGUCUUGUGAGAGGGCCCUCCGCGGAGCACUUUUUUUAUACGGCGUAAAUCUGUCGCGGUCUGGACUGCGUCCG
Didymella exigua CBS 183.55 is the source of this 638-nucleotide messenger RNA. RefSeq lists its product as uncharacterized. Lineage: Eukaryota; Fungi; Ascomycota; Dothideomycetes; Pleosporales; Didymellaceae. The transcript is spliced from 2 exons. The record is from RefSeq and is a predicted model, not a curated record. Bases 249 to 476 code for a protein of 75 amino acids.